Molecule: messenger RNA, 16821 nt
Organism: Leishmania mexicana MHOM/GT/2001/U1103
Lineage: Eukaryota; Euglenozoa; Kinetoplastea; Trypanosomatida; Trypanosomatidae
Exons: 1
Coding region: 1-16821 (5606 amino acids)
Biological process (GO): protein targeting to vacuole; protein retention in Golgi apparatus
Cellular component (GO): extrinsic component of membrane
Source: RefSeq, a predicted model, not a curated record
AUGCUCGAGGGCCACGUUGCAGAGCUGCUGGCGGCGCAUCUGAGCCGCUUUAUCAAAAAUGUAAACGCAAGUCAAUUGCAGAUUUCGCUGUGGUCCGGCAACGUGGUGCUGAAUAAUGUGGAGCUUCGCAGCGAUGCCCUCGAGCGCAUUGCCGCGCUUUUUCACGGGGAACACAGCGAGAUGGAGACAAAGGAGGCGGGCGCAUCCGCAUCAGCAGCAACCGGCACACCUAGCGGUGCAUCGGAAUCACACGAGGGGGGCGCAUCUAGCCCAACCCUCUCUAUGCGUAUGCUGCUGGCGCCCUUCACAGCCGUGAAGGGUGUUAUUCGACAGUUGGCGAUCACCGUACCAUGGGCCUCGCUGGAGAGUGAGCCGGUGCGGGUGGACGUUGCAGGGGUAGAGCUUGUCCUUGGCCCUCUGCGCGCGCGUCCUUUCAAUGCCAGGGAGGAGCAGGAGCGGGAGCAGGCAAUCAAACAACAGCAGCUCGAGCGGUACGAAAAGGAGCGCCAUCGUCUUUCCCGCGAAGUGGCAGAGGACGCGGUGAGUGAAACAUCGUCAAAGAUGACAGCGAGCACGGAAUCGGGGCAUGCGAAAUGUGGAGGGGAGGCCGCCAUUGCGGGCACGAGCCGCACAUCGGGUACGUCAUGGUUUAGCUGGCUGUGGGAUUUUGACCGCAUGAGCCAGAUUGCCGUGCGCAACGUCAGGGUGAACUUGCGGGACGUUUCCAUGCGCUGUGAGUUCGACUACGAGGGCCUGCACCCCUCCUGCGCGUCUGCGUUCUGCGUCUUUGUAAAGCAGGUGCAGCUCACCACGACCGAUGAGACGUUUAAGGACGUGUUCAACAAGGACCUCCUCGCGCCGCUGUGCAAGAGGAUUGCACUGUCAGAGGUCGUUGUCAGCACACACGCCAUACGACAGAGUUUCCGCGACGCAUCCGGUAACGCAAGAGAGGGAGGGGACGGUCCGGCGCCCAGCGCUGCGGGUGAGCCAGCAUUGUGCGCGGCCGCAUACGACACGUACGCGUCGCGCUGGGCGCUCUCCACGGCAAUACUCCGGGUCCAGACACUCCGGCUGCAGGCGAAGUUGGUGCCGCCGGGGUGUGUGUCCAAAAACGCGAUUGUGGAAGAGAUGCCGAUACUCUCGGCGAGCUCCACAGAGCUCAGGGUAACGACUGUUGACAGCAUCGAAGUCGACGUGUGCUUUGGUGUCGUUCAGGUGUUCGAGUCCAUGUGGCGCAGCUACCAGCAAAGUCUGCCUUGCGCGCGAUAUCGAAAGCGUCUGCAUCUGCUGCGGCCUACCGGGGGACAUGCAACGCAUAACCGUGUCCUUCGUCAGACCUCGGAGCCGAAUUGUGCGACUCUGUCUCAGAAUGAUGCGACCGCCUGGCAACCAUCGGCGCAGCAGAGGUGGCGGUUCGCGUUACGGUGCGUGCUGGACGAUGUACGGCAACAUCGGCAGAUCUUCGGCUUGAACGAAUGGAAACGGUGCGAAGUAGUGGAGGCGAUGGUGCAAUUCGGGCAGCUGCGUAGAGCCUACACCGAGUACUGGAAGCGCGCAAAGGGCGUCAUCUGGGCCCCACCCUUGAGCUCAUUGGAGGAGAAGCGAUUGAAGUCAAUGGAGCGGCAGCUAUCAUUGUGGCAGGUUAUUUUUCUGCGGUGCCUUUCUCACGCUCAGCUUAUUGUGGAGCAAGAGAGCUAUGCGCGGCAGCAGGACUACAUUGAAGAGGCCCGGCAGCGCAUCAAAAGCGGCCUACUGAGCUCCAGCGGGACAGGAGGAGGUGGCACACCGACAUCGUUUCUGUGGGAUUGGCUUAGGGGCAGCUCCACACGCAAGAAUGAUGCGACAACUCUGUCGAGAAAAGUGCUGGCCUCCAUCGCAUCUCGUGACGGCAUGGGUGUGAUAUCGGUGCCUACGUACAGAGGCGCCUGUUUUCGCGACUUGGUGGCGCUGGAGUGGGACCUUGGGCGACGCUACACCUCCCCGCACUUCGCUCGGUUGGCGCGGCCAAGGGCACCACAAAACCGCCUGCCCGAGCUGGCAGCGGAGAACAAGUUGUACUUCACGUUGUGUGCGCUUUUUCCAAAGCUUAUCGUCCGCCUCGAUCCUAUCUACUGGCCUUUGACACACGAUAGCAGUGUGCCGGCGACGCCGUCCGCCACCCCGUUGCAGCGUGUUGAACAGCGUCUCAUCGUCCGACUACGCGCCGUGGAGCUAUUCUACACCACCAUACCCGACGACCGGCCAGACAAGGCGUCGCUGUCCUUUUUUCUUGGCUCGGCAUCGCUCACCUUUGAGGGUGCCUUGCGCUCAGCUCUUUUGCAGUCAAAGGAGGAGUUCAGGGAGGACUAUGUGGUGGUGAAGCGAAACGCGCAGCGCACCCACACACGCGUUUUGGUGGCUCCGCAGCUGGUGAUUUGUCAGCCGACGCACGAGUGGGCCUGGUGGUACACGGAGGUUUCCGCCUUCGUGCGUUGGUUUCGGGCGGUGCAGCGGGCAUUCUACGUCAAUGGCGCCACCGAGGCGUCUACCGGCGCGAUGCCCGUAUUAGCGGAGAGCGCGCAAAGCGAUCUGCAUGGCUCUGCCUCUGUCGGUAGUCGGACGCCGGCGUCGAGCUCGGGCACGCCGGUUCCUGGUGGCCAAUGCUCACACACGGCAACGGAGGCGACUGCACCACGUGCGUCGCCGGCGCCACGCGUGCUUAGCGUGACCAUCCAGUCCCUCGACGUUUGCGUUCCUCUUUUCACGCGUGACAUCGAGAGCUCUGACUUGGAAAUAUUCAGCCGUCAGCCGUCGGCCUUCUCCUCGGCUGCACUACCGCGGUCUCUCCCGGGCACAAUGCACUGCGACAGCACCCUGAAGUGCGGUGAGUGUCAGCGGCAGUUACCUACUGAAAUCGCGUCCGGCGAUGGCCACGCGGGUGAUGAGAGGCUACACGAUGAGGCAAUCCUGCAAAGCGGCGAUGCCGCGCCUGGUGCAGUGUGGCUUCGUACAACGCACAGCAUUCAGAGCUUUGCGGUCGAAGGCGACACUGACGAGGAGGAAUACACGGACUCUUUGUCCUCCUCGCCGAGUGCAAGUCCAGGCAUGUUCGCGCGUGUCGCACCAGAGCGGUGCUUCUUGAGGAACGAGGCGUGUCUUGUGCUGUCGGUGUCCACCACGCGGCUGUGGACCACUGCACCUCCGACGAAGCGGUACAAGGGGACCGAGAACGAGUACUACCUUUGCAUCGGCGACCAAAGCAAGGCCGUCCGCGUAUUCUGCCAAAACGGCUGCACCGCACCCACUCUCACCUCCAGCCGGCAGCUCGAGCUGCUUUCAUUUGUCGCUGGUGAGGUGCGGCUAAAUCCCAAGGAGUUCACAGUGCUGCUCAACAAGGGCAUCGACGCCGUCGCUAACCCCUAUGUGUUUGCGCUAGUGAACGAUGCGCUGCUGCAGCCGACGGUGUUGGCCGCUGCUGACGCAAAUGGGCAGGCUGUGCGCACGCUGACGGCCGAGCUCCAGCAGGCAGAAAGCAGGUGGUCCGGCACGCGAGGAGCUGCUGUUCCGUGGCGGUUGGCAACGUCGACUUGUGUGGAGCUACGAGCAGACAGCGAAUCGCCGCCCAUGCUUCGGGAAGUGCCAGUCGACUGCGCACGGCACAUCGUAUCUGCUCUUUCCGCCCCGCUCUCCAUCGCACCGAUUUCGGCGACCACGGUUGCCCAUGCUAUCUCAAGAGGCGAGCUCGCUACUGGCGUCUUCGGCGGCCGAGUUUGCACUGUCGGUGUGGGCGUGGCACGUCUUCUUAUUCGCUCCGAGGCGAAUGUGGAUCUCGGCGAGUUGGUGCUGGUAGCCCCCGAGCAGUUGCCACCUGCAACGGCACCGUACCGCGAGGCGCUUUGUGCGCUCGGUGCAGAGGAGCCGCGUGCGAUUGAGCUGAUCUGCAACUUUGCCGACAUCCAGUGGCAUGCCGGAGAGUGGAGUAGCUACGAUCCGCUACCGCUCUGCCCGAUGAGAGAAAACGUGUGCCCUCGACUCCUCCUCUCGAUCCCGGACAUCACCAUGACCACCACAGCUGGGCGGAAGCUGCUCACCAUCGAGCACUUGACGCUUUUACAGACCUGCACAGAGCCCAGGAGGCCUGGGGCGGCGCUCACAAUUCAAACCGUGUCAGCGUUCUGCGAUGUUGUCCUGGUCGAACUGCUGCAAGUGUUAAUCGGCACGGUGUGCACCAUGCGGUCUAUUAAGCUGCCGCCUGCAGCGGCACCCUAUGACCUGACAGGGGCGUCGCGCAGCGAGACCGCAGACUCUGAGAUGCCGCAAAGCCGCUUCUUCGGUGUUCGGCCGAUCAGCGUGCGCGUGCACACUGCCCGAUUUCAGAUUCCCCUGGGUACAGACGAUGUCGUGGAUGCGCCCUAUGUGGAGGUGACUACCACCAUAGAGGACGUUCUCUGCACCCUUGACUCCUUGACAGGCGACACCGACCGUGGUGGAAAGCAUGUGCAUCUCCGGUUCAGCGUCUCGGAGGUGAUGCAGCUCGCCGAUUACAUUGGCGGGGACCCCGAGGUGCGUAGUCUGAUUUCGGCGUACCCGUGGGCUACCUGCAUUGGUGAUGGCACGGCACAUGCCCUACAGUGUGUGGUUGACGUCACGCUUCCCGACUCAUGCGUCGGAGACACCGACACGUCUACAUUAACGGGACCGGGGGUGCCACCGUCCACGACGUGUCGCGUCGCGUUGGUGGGCGGUGCGAUUCACGUCUACUGCCCAUUCCUCUACUUCUACGCGGCAGCCAUGAAAACAGAUGAGCGAAUCGUGCGUCUCGGCGAGCUGGCUCGAUCACCGCUGCUGCGCCGCGGGUAUACCCACACGCCGUGGGUUGCAGAUUCCACACGGCGAUCCAGGGUGGGCGGCGGCGCUCGUGCCUCCUGGGAGGCUGCGGCGCCGUUGUCGCUCUCGGUGGAGGCCACGAUAUCGAACCUGGAUGUUGUUCUCGCGACAGAUGCAGCGGUGCCGAUUGACAUGACUAAACCGAGCACCUUCUCGGUGGUCCAUGUUGAGCAGAUCGUGUGUGGGCUGCAGCGGACUACGCCAGGGGCGCCUGCUGCGUCAACUACGUUGGAGACACGGACGCACGCCUUUGUCGACACAAAUCGCAUGCAGCUGCUGGAUUUGUUGUGCACACCGUCGCGCGAUGUCUGUCUUCCCGAUGUGAAGUUGCGCGCCAAUAGGGGCGUGCUGCUUGUUCCGAAAGAGGAUCUUACCGGCUACGCGUAUCAGCGCGGCGCGCCCGAUGACUGGGCUUUUCUGGUGGGAGUGCACCCCGCAUCCAUACCGUAUCCAGAGCGCACGGCAUCCGUACACGAAGCAGCCUGUAGCACUGCAAGCCGGCCCUCUGAUGUGACGAUUCACAUGAGCGCGGAGCAGUGUCGCAGUCUUGUCCGCUUCUUCCUAUAUAACGUGGCCCAGCUCCCCAUCCCUUCAACCAGGCGUACGCCGAGUGUCGGCGGUAGCCAUCUGCAGCAUGCGUCGAGGGCCCCUCCAACCGUCACUUUUCCAAUGGGAGGGCCCCAUCCACUUUGGUCGUCACACCAGGGUGCGGAAGCACCGUCGCACGAACAAGCCGCUCUGUCGCCGUCGGUGACGCUGCUGCUCACCAUUCCUGCGGUGUCCAUCGUGAUCGACACAGAUGACUACGCCGCGCUCGACAGGAGCGCGCGUCAGUCAACGAUGCCGCGGUCAACCGAGCAGGACGAAAGCGAAUCCAUCGCUCCUGCAGCACCCCCGCCACGACUGCCGUCAACGCGCCGCGUCAGCUACGAGGUAGGGCUGCGCAGUGGCGGGCAACUGUACUCCGCCGCGGGCGGGUGUUGGUCGACGUCACCGGUGAAGAAUGGUCAGUUGAGCGGCCUGGAACUGCUGGCGAGAGAAGAGGUGCUGGAGAACUUAACUGGAGACACGGAUGUGACGGGGACAACAAGUACACACGUCCUUUUGACGAUUGACUUGGUGGGUCUGGCGCUUCUCGAGCGGCGUGCUGGCCGAGCGUCGAGCGGGGUGGACGACGUUGCGAGGAAUGAUGCUGCGGUCGUCAAGGUCGCUGCGGCGGUGCGGCACUCCCACUUGAGAGUGUCACACAUCAAGUGGUGGCUGCUGCUGUGCAGCAUGUUUGCCGGCGUCUGCUCGACACAGGGCGGCCCCCAAAGCACCGCUGCACGCACAUCAGGCAAAAGCGGAAGGGCCGGCACUAUCGCAAGAUUUGGCGAGGCAGCCCAGAAUAAGAACGAGGGCGCCAGUGGACUAGGCAGCAGCGCCUUCGGCGAUCAUCGCGGGACGAGCGGGGGUGAGUACAUGGAUGAGGACAAGGCGGCGUUGUCGACACGACAGGAACACCUCGCGUUGCGGCAGCGUCGCUGGCGGCGGCUUCACGGAACCGUCGAGAUCACACACACACAAGUCAGUUUUUCCACCGUCGGCUGCGCCAAUGGCGACCGGCAGCCGUUGUGCCGGCUCACUGUGCCCGAGGCCAGGCUGACAGCGUCGCCUUUGCCAGCUGUGCAAGAAGGCGGCCGCGAACCCCUGAACAACGCGGAGCGCAUUUGCGACGAGUUUGUCUUGGAGGUUCCUCACUGCCCGGAGUUGCUGCUGCUGUGUGUCUCAGCGGAGGCUGAUGGCGCCACGGGGCUGGAGUCACAUCUCUCGCCCGAGUCCAGCUACGCCUCCGUACUUCGCCGUCAGCCUGACGAAGCUUCUUCGGCGGCAUCCGCUGCCCCCGACGUAAAGAGCAGUUUCCCGAGGCAAGCUGCCGCUGCGACGGUGACGCCCGCUUCGAAGCCGCCGCUGCUAUCGGCGCAUAGUAGCGAGACCUGCAUCUCUCUUGGCCUUGUUUGCUUCUCGGACGCCGGCAGUUUGAGAUCGCUUCGGUACGGGCGCCGCUACCAAGUAACGGAUCUCACCUUACACCGCACGUCUGUGGUGCAGGUGCGGCUGCAGCGCAUGCUUCUCGAGGUCCCUGCCGUCCCACUAUUCUCCCUCGCGCGCGAGGUGGUGCGGCAGGUGAUGGAGGCGCAAGCCACUGAAGGAAUGAAGUCAUACGCCCGCGCUGUGCCGCGCGAUGGCAGAGAUGCCGAAUCGCCGACGCUUACGUACAUAGAUAUGGAGGCGAAGCUCACAGAUGUAGAGGUGCGGGUGUCUGCAGAGGCUACACCUCUAGGUGAGCCGGCGGCGAGUUGCGAUGCCGGCAGUGAUCUCACUUCUUGGAGCGUUGCCGUUAGCUCAGCUCGGCUGACAACGAGCGUCCAGCUGCAGAGCGUUCUCACGAGCACACGAAUGCCCGCGUCGCUCAUUGGCGACGGGCUGAGUCGUGGCUGGCGAGUGCAGAUAUGGCACAUGAUAUCGCAGCUGGUCGUUCAGGGCGUCGUCUUCUCUACCAACAGCGACACGCGGGCGUGUUGGACGCUUCCAGAUGUGCGCAUAAAGGUAUCACUCCCUCUGACGCGCAGAAUCAUCUGCGUGCGUGGCAUGGGAGCCACAGGUACGGACGAUGAGCUCGAGCUGUCCUCCUCGGCUGACGAAUUGCCGCUGCGCUGGCUGCACGGCAGCACGGCCAAUGUUUUUCAGAUGGAGCCCACAUCGGUGACAGCGCUCAGCGGCCUGCACUAUCAUGUUUUGGCGAGUCUCCACAUCGAUGUGGGCGCCGAGAGCGAUGGCGUCGUCGGCACGGCGCCAGGGCACAAAGAGGCUUCUGUGCAGGUUCAUCUGUCCACCAUUUUCACAUUGGCAUCCGCCGCAGCGCGUCUGGCCGCGUUGUGGCGGCAGACGCGGCAAGCAUGCGAGUCGAGCGUGGCAGCUGCAGUGGAUGCAGGCACAACGAGCAGACACGCCGGCUGGUGGCGCCCCGGUGCGCAGCAGCGCCACGGGCUGUUUACCUGGUAUGAAUUCGGGCUGGGCCUAUCUGGGCGGCAUGUGGAGUUGAUCAUGGACACCACCGCGGCGAUGGUGGGCGACAGGGCCGCCUCAGCGUUGAAAAAUAACUGUGCCAUGUGCGUCUCUGUGGAGGGUGCCAUCACCGUGCAGGUGGACAAAGAGGCCGGCGAGGAGGCAGUGGAGCAAACGACCGUCCUCGACAUAGCUCGACUUAAUUCAGGGUAUGAUGAAAAGACGACUGAGUGCCAUGGCCGCGUUGAUGACGAGAGUGCGGUGGUGGAGACGACGCACACGCUCAUGCGCCUGCGGACGGCGCCGGUGCACAUCCACGACGGGGCCGGUAACCUUCUACUGUACAUUUCGGCGGUUGCCCAGGGCGGGAUGGCGGACGCAAUGGUGGCUGACUACGCCCCUGCUGAGGCUCGACUGGACGUGAACGUGGGGCGGGUUGUGAUGCACGCAAGCUCUUUAACCGCAGCCUCAAUGGUGUGCUGGUGGAAAGCAUACCGCCAUCUGAGGCGGAGAUGGGAAAGCGCCGUAACCUGCAUUGCACAAUCUUCGGCGUGCCCACAGGAGGCAAAACGCAAGUCAGAGCUGGCGAUGGAGAGUGAAGGGGGAUGUAAGCGGCGUUGGUUGCAGCGCAUCAAUGCAGAGGUUCGCCACACGGAGUUGGUGCUUGCCCCCGCCGCCCGUGUGUGUGCAAAACGAACACACAUCACGUUCUCUCCAAUGGACGGGGAGGUAGACCUAGAGGCAGCGACGGCACUGGAGCUGCGCUGUGAUGAGGUAUGCAUGCACUCGAUGCUGCCGCAACCUGGCGCUGCCUACGGGAAGACACCCAUAGUUCUCGCUCGGACAGUGUCGCCGGUGUUAGUGGUCACGCGCGCUCAACAGCAGCGCCUCUUAGUGCAGUACCGUACGCCAUUCGUGUCGAUCAUGAAUAGCGACGGUCACCGCUGGGCCCUGUGCGCUUUCCGCAUUGCAAAGGUGAUGAAGGGCACAGUGACCGCUUUGGCUGCCCACGCGGAAGUCACACCUCCGCACGCGUCGGAGAGCGACCCGCCGGCGGGUGGUGCUGCGCCGUCAUGGGUGGCGUGGAUUCCCCGUGCAGAGGUGGACAUCGACAAGGCAGAGCUUCUGUGCUUUGCACCCCACAGUAAGCGUACCUGCUCCGCUGCGCCGGCCGUGUGCUUGGCGGCGCGGCAGGUGGCUUUGCGUUGCGUAGAGUCGACGAGUCGGAUCGACUCCAGCUGUGUUGGCACGGUUGUCGGCAUACGACUGGAGUCGUCUGCAGUGCUUUCCGCGACGUAUAACUGCGGCCCCUCUACAGACGGUAAAGCCCAUCCCCUGCUGGACGACGUAAGGACAACUUUCGUCCUCUCCUCUUCCUCGCAGUCCGCCUCGGACCCGGUUGAGGUGACCCUCUCGGCCGCCGCCGCAACGAAGCAGAAUGCAGUUUGUCUUCACGUGCUCACGGGUGACGCUUUGGAAAGGACGGUGGCCGCGCUUUGGCUACUGGCGCGACAAAAGGUUCCGCGCCGAUACGCACAGGCGAGAGGGGCGAAAGACAAUGCGGCGUCUGGCGAUAGGGUUCUCCGUCGGGCAGGCACGCUGUGGCACUUGCGAGCAGACGUUCCGCGCGUACUGCUGCACUGCGUGGUGGCGGAGGCAGCCGUGUCCUCCUCAGAGCAGACGCUGCGGUAUCUUUGCUCGAUCAGCGUAGAAGACGUACACGUCGAACUGCUCACUCGGCGUGGUGGUAACGAGGGUAGUAACCGACGACCGCACGCGGAGGUGUGGGUGGCCAGUGUCGUGGGUGAAACAGUUGUCACAGACGCCGCAGAGGCACUGGACGAACGGGUCAUGGAGAUACCGUCGACGUUCUUGGAGCUGCGUCCAUUGGUGGAACCGAGUGGCGAUCGCGCUCCCCACAGCGCACCCGUCACAGGCGGAGCUACCAGCACCCGCAACAGUAACCGCUCGGGUUUUUCUGUGGUGCAGCGAUCUCUCUCACUUUCGACGGGAGGCGAGGUGCAAGGUACUGCAGCGGAGGACAUCGCUGCCGACGAUGCGACAGCUCUCGUGAUUCGUCUUGACGCGUUGCGCGCACAUCCAUCCAUGACGCUACUCAAGGUGCUGAUGGAGCGCGUGCUACGCCCCUGCGUUGCAGGUAUUUCCGUAGCGAGUGCAGACGCGUCUUUGACCCACAUACUGGACGACUUGGAGGAUACUGCGUUGCGCGCUGGGAGUGCCACUGCGGUGCUGCCAGCAUCUGGGGCGCUGAAUCGCCACGCUGGACGGGUGCGGGUGGUCGAGGUGGCGACAGACUGGUGCGUUUACGAAGACUUGCGACUCGGCGGUGAAGGUGGCUUCCAGCUACACUUCUGCGGCACUGCUGGGCGCAGCGUAAUCACGGUGCGCGGUGGCGGCGCCGGCGGUACGGGUGGUGACAAGGUUCAAGGCGGCGCGGCAACUAUCUUUAUGUCUUUCCCAGUGGGUGCGAACGGAGAGGUCUGCCCCGCCAUACGCGUUGACCCGGACUUGACGGUGCGCUUCGAGAACGUUCGGGUUGUUGUUGGUGAGGGGGCACAUGCGGUGAGGCAUGACGCAUGCGUGCUGGAGGCGUAUGUGGAGCUUGGCGAGCGAUCUCUGUGCCUCCUGCCUCCUCCACUUGUGGACGUGAGUGCUUCGCCCUUGACGGUCGCCACGGGCGCGCAGGUGGAGGGGAGAGCAGCAAGCGUUCCACAAGCCAACUUCGGCGCCACCGCGAAUGCUACAGCUGUGCCCCAACUGCCGACGACCUCGGUGUGGGCGGUGUCUAUGAUUUUCUCGGUCGACGUUGCCGUUGGCUUCGAGGUCUCUCUCACGGCUGGCGCGCGACGUCUUGCGGCGACGGGUGCGGUGAAAGGGCGGUACCGUUUCGAGGAGAAGCGAAGCCCGGAGCGCACACUGCGCGCCGAGCACGAGAGCGAAUGCACCAUCUCUUUGCACGCGUGUGUCUGUGAAAGCGGCCCCUUGACAGACACCCCUGUCGCCGCCACAGCCCAGAUGUGUCUCACGGCAGCCGAGAACAAGCACCGGGUCGUGCUCAACUGUGGCUCGACACUGUGGCGGUUGCCGCUCGGCCACGCGCACGUGUUGAUCGAACUCGGCAGACUGGCGCAACAGGCGCUCUGCCCGACCCCUUUGCCUUUGCCGCCACAACGACCGUGGCAGCCUCCAGUUGCAGGUGACGCGUUGGCGCACGGACCCACACGGCGUGCCACUACGUUGGAUGUGAGGGUCGAUGUGCCGUCGUGGGCGCUCACACUGACCAGCGACGGUGGUAGCGCGCUGACAGUACUUCUUGUGGAGCAUGCUCACCUGCAGUGCUCCACGGACAUGGACGUUGCAGACGUUUCGCUGACGGCGGAGGCGACAGUGUCCCUGCGAGACACUAUCGAGCUCUAUGACGAGUCAGGCGAACACCUGGGGGCGACUGUACGUUACGCUGUGGAGAGGUCAAGCGUGGCGUCAGUGCCGGCACCGAUGGCAGCGCGUGUGCUGUUCAGUGCCCAGCCUCACCUAUCCCUCUCUUUCACGCGCUUCAGCCCUGGUUGCCGGUCUUUAUCUGUCUCUGUCCAUGUCGACAGUGUUGUCGCGACGCUACCUCUAGUGACCGCCGCGCGGCUUCUGCGAACUUCUGCCCGGGAGAUGGACGCUGGCAAGCGUGUCUUCUGGAAUGGUAGCGGCGUUGAGAUGGAGGUCGCGGAGUCGGCACCGCAUGCGGCAGCAUCUUGCAGGAGCGUCUCGCGGUGGCGCCUGCGUGCAGCACCGGGACGGCUUUUGCACACGAGCAUCCCUGCCUCCUGUGCAGUGCUGAUGUUGACGCCGGUAACAACCUCCGCUGGCGACGACUGCUCUAAUGUCGGUCGGAAAGAUGACGAAGGCAGCGGCGGCGUUGCUGUGAAUGUCGAAGCCUUGGGCGAUGGUGCGGUGGGUCGAGUUUCACUUCCGGGCUACCCUUCUGCGCUGGGAGCCUUGGACUUGGUGGUGCGGAAGAGUGUUCGUGACAGACUGGAGGUGAUGCAUUUGACAAGCUCGGUCGUCCUCGCAAACGUAUUCUACGCCGGCCCCGCAGAAGGGAGUGCCGCGGCACCAGUAACAACGGGCAUCGUCAGCGUGACUGCACAAAGUGCCCGACUAACUGUGCCACCGCGUUCAGCUCGAUACGUCCCCCUACCUCUUCUUCGGGAAUGCCUGACGCUGGAGCUCGAUGGCUGCGCGUACGCGCCAGUCGCGAAGAUGCUGACGUGGGCGAUGAUGGCGGACGCCAUGACAUUGCUGGCUGAUCAGGCAGCCGGCGGUGGCGGCGAAACCAGCGGCGGGUCAGGAAACGGUGGCAGCGCGUCACAGAAGAGCGGAGCGGCUGCUGGCCUAAUGCUCUACGGCAACUUGGAUGCACACAGGACGGGCAGCGCCGAAAACGACAACGGCCAUGGCGGAACGUUGCGCGCGCCUGCGUUUUGCAAACGUGUGCGCGCGCUUGAUGCCUUUACACUGUCCUUUCCGAUGCUGCUUUCCCCACUGACUCCGACUCCUGUGAAGCGGCUCUGCGGUGAGGGCGACGGCGACAGCGACAGGGAUGCCACAUUGGCCUCCGCACCUGCUCCACGGUCGGAGGUCGACGGAUCUCAUACGGAGAAAGCCGCUAGGACCGGGCGAGUGGUGCAGCUGACAUGGCGGCGCCGUUGCUCACGGAUGGUCACGCCACUCUUUAGUGGGAAGCUUUCGCCUAGCGAGUACACAGUCGCUGUGGGACCUGUGUGGACGCUCUGGAACUGGACUGGGUGCCGGCUGCGUCUUCGACUGCGCACUUCUCGCGAUGGGAUGGUCAGUUCUCCCGUAAAGACGCCUCAAGGCACGCCGUCCCCGCCGCUCUCCCUGCUUACAAGCACAAGCAGCGAUGGCGUGGCCAUAGCAGAGGUGGAAAAUGGUGCGUGCUUUCAGUGGACGCCGCCAACGCUUGACGUUCUGCAGAGAACGGUGUUCGCCUUCUUUCAGCUGAUGGUGCCGUCGCUCGCGGACGGGUCAACGACCCUGCCGAACUCGCCCUCUUCCAUGCAGUGGUGGUCCGUUGCGGCGCCAAUCUCAUUGCAGGAACCGCCGCCGUUGUACAUACGGCUGCAGCAGGGUAAUGGCACGACGCGCGGUGCGGUUCGCAUCGAGCAACACGGUCCGUCAAGCGUCGUGGUGCGGUGCGCCGCGCUGCUCCGCUCGGCGUUGGCGCGACCAGUGUACCUCCGGGAUGCCGAGCAGCCUCAGCCUCUACUUGGGGCUGGGGCACACGGCUGCGUUCUGCCGCAGCAGCAGGUGCCUCUCUUCUACUCCGAGUAUGUGACCACACUUGCCCCGCACGCUGACCGAGUCGGGUUCACGGUGGCCACGAAUCCUGUAACAAACACAGUGUCGCGCAACAGAUCUGUGCACGGGAGCGACGCCUACUACCUUAAAACGCCGUUUGUGGCAACAUUACUGUCGGCGCAGGAGAAGGCAUAUGGCACGCGCUUUUACACAGUGUCUGCUGUGCCCGACGCACAAUUCGAGCGAUCUGCUGCCACGCUGCAUGGGAAGGACGAAAAGGACCUUGGAGAGCAGUGCGUUCCAGCGGAGGCGCUGUCGUGUCUGUGGACGCCAGAGCCGCCGGCGGUUGUGCAGCUGCGCUCACUGUGUCGGAUUCGCAACACACAUGUGCACCGCGCGCUGCUUGCGAUGCCGCUCGACGCGUUGGUGCCGAGCAACGCGGAAGAGGCAACGCCAGCACCGUUGAUGGUCACACUCAUACCUCCUGGCGAGGAGCGAGAGGUGACGGAGUUUUGUCGCCACGCAAAGGAGCCAGAGAUGCAGUUCUGUUAUAGCACAAGUGGUGGCAAGGCUCCGGCGCACGCGUGGUCACCGCCCGUGAGGCUGCUCUCACUUGCCACGUCGACGCAGCCUCUUGUACUCAAGCACACCUGUGUGCCGCACGACCGUCAGGGAGUGGGGAGUGACGCGGAGGCAGAGGAGCCCCGUUUCAUGAGCCCAGUGCAUUGUCGCGUGGGUGAGAAAGUCGCGUUGACGGUGGAGCACUUCCGCUGUCUCACGGUACAGUCGAGCAUGACGAGCGUAUCCUUGUGCGUGAGUGUUGGACUCCAGGCGGCGCCACCGUUGAAGAUUGUGAACCGUCUGAACACCUCCUUGCAGUUUGUUCAGUGCGCUGUCACGGCAGGCUCGAACCUCGCGUCGUCACCGGCACAGCGGGGUGCCGUGACCACAGCCUUGUGCUCCUGCGCCCCGCGUCCUCGCAGCUACGUGGUGGCUGCAGAAACGAUAAGCUAUGGCUGCUGGGAGGUGCCGGUGCUAGAGUUACCAGGGCUGCGAGUGACACUGUAUUCUAACGUGCGUAAAGGCUUCACCGUGAGUCAGGAUGUGGACCUGCUGCGGUGCGCGGCCUCGCCGUCGUCUGGUGCGCGAGUCGGGAACACGGACGCGUAUGUCUACGUGAGCCUUGACCACCGACUGCGUCAGUACACGGUGACGGUCGCGCCAUCCCGCCAACUGGAGGGUCGAAUGCUGUUUCAGCCCCGCCGGCUCACGCAGCUGGAGGUGUACGUGCAUAGCUGCACUGUCUAUGUUGCUGCGAUGACACUGCCGACAGCGGGUCCCUUCGCGCGCAAGAGUCUCAUCGCGCAAGGCGCACGUGGUCGUUUGCGGCUGCGUCGUGGGGUUCGUAGUGGUGAGAGCGCCAAUCGCGACACGGUGCCGCUCAGCGCUACAGACGAAGACGUUCUGACCUUCCUCGAGGAACAGGAGCUCGAUGUUGUUCUCGUGCGCCUCCUCGGGUUUUACGGCAGCGCUACCCUAACGGAGCGUCACCUGAUGGGGAGCGCAUCGUUGGCUCUACUGGAAGUGGUAGACUGCUCCACAGUCGAGGCUGCUUAUCCUGUUAUCCUCCGGGUUGGGCCGCGUGCGGGCAGCGGCUCAACGGCCCCCAUGGCAGAAAGCACUACUGCGGAGCCCAGUGCUGAGGCUGAUCAAGGACGUGUCAAGAGUCCGAUAUUGCCGGACGUUUUCGGGGGAGCGGCGACGUUGACGUCGUCGACAAGUGUGCCACACUUUAAGGAUCCUUCGUGGUUUGCGUUGGAGGUGCAGCUCACUCGACCCGGACAGACUGCAGCCGCGGAUGGCGUUGUCAUGCUUCCUGUGCCGCAAUUGCGCGUCACGGUGCCACCCAUUGUAGUGCGCGCCGACGAUGACCUCCUCUUUACCCUGCGUGCCACAGCGGAGCGAGUGGGCGAGGAGUGGGCGUCAGCAGCGCCUGGCGAGCGUGGCGGCUGCGCAGCGGAGCGGCGAGACAGCCUUGUCUCCACGCGUAGGGAUGCUGUGGCUGACUCGACGAGGCACUCGUCUCAUCGAGCGUACAACGUUUUCGUGUAUACCCUGCAGGUGUCUCCUAUUGUGGCAGAGGUGACGUACACCCGUUCUGGCCACUGGCGCUACAACCCUUUUAAAGGGUUGGCGCAGAUCCCGGAACACCUCAUCCCCUCUGUCGAGGAUAUGUCGAUCUCGCUGAGGGAGGUGCGAUUACAGGAGGUGGAGCUGCGAUGGAGCCAUUCGCUCUUUGGCAUCGCGAAUUCGUUUCUGUGGCCCCUCUACCGCACGCAACUGCUGCUCCAGAGCUACAAGGUUCUCGGCUCACUGGAUGUACUUGGUAACCCUCGCGCGCUGCUCGGGAGCUGGUCCCGCGGUGUGUGGGAUCUCGUCACAAACUCCUCUGGUCAGAGUCGGUGGACCGGCACCCGCGAGUUCUUGCGCACUACCACAUCAUCGACGCUGCACUCUGUCGGGGUGCUGGCGCGCAGCAUCGGCAACCUAGGUGGCACCUCACCCAUUAAAGUCGCCCCACGACUGUCCUCUGGUAGCUCAAGUGAUUUCAGCGGACAUGCUGUGCUCGCGACACCGCAGCGUCGCGGGGUCCUUGGCGAGGUGCUGCACGAAGUUGGCGGCGGCAUCUCGGACGCUGUGACGAAACCGAUCCGCGGUGCUCGCGAGGGCGGCGUCAGCGGCUUCCUCAUCGGCAUCGCCGCGGGUGUGGCCGGUCUCGCGGGCCGCCCGGUCUUUGGCUUCUUUCGCGGCGUCAGUGUCACAUCAGAGUUUUACGCGCGCCUCCUGGGUGGUUUGGGCGAGCUAACGGAACAUGAGGCACGCCAUCUGGGUCUGGGGCGCAACUACCUGAUUGUGUCAACCAGCGCCAAGGGUGCGCCGGUGUCGGAGGCGACUGGGUGUGUGGAGGGAGAGGUUUCUGGCACAAGUGCCGCGACACACGUGAACACUGUGGCGCGCGCGUCGUUGCCGAGAAGCCAGUACAUUAUUACGCACGCCAUGUACGAUCGGGUCUUCUCAGACGUUCCUCGGUGGCGCCGCGGGGACGAAACGAAUGUUCGGCUCGCUGUGGACCGGGUCGGGAUCUACAACACGGCACUUCACACACCAUAUGCCGUCUUGUGCACUUUUUUGUCUCCGAGCGAAUUUCGCGACGCCCUGCCCUGUGCCCUCACAGCCCUGCUCGCGGGCAACAUCAUUAGCUUGCUCGCCCGUAACUGCACCACUGGCGCUUUCCGAGGAACUGCCGACGUCGGCAAGGUACCCGACCAGUCCGACACAGACGAAGGACAGGCGACACGGGCGCGCCUGGCACAUGAGUGCGAGCGGGCAUCGUACAUCAAAGCCUCACUUGGGGUGCGGGCAUUGCACACGUACGUAACAGAUGAGGUGUUUGUGCGCGUCUGCUCUCUAGAAGAGAUUGAGGCCUCUUUGAAGGCGACGGAGGCGCAGCAAACAUACUCUCGGGCGCUGGCCAAGGCGAUGGGUGCCGCUGGCGAGCAUCUGCUAGCACCUUGA